UACAGCUUUCAGAUAAAAUUUUGUUGUUGUGUUUUUUAAUAAAAAAAAUUCAAGGAAAUCAAAAUUAGGGUUUGGAUUUCCCCAAUUAAGUUCCAUUGCUUUCAAUCAACUCAUAAUUUGCGCGUGAUACGACUCGUUUUGAAUUUUGGGUUCUGGGUUAAAUAUUUUUCGUAUCAGAAAUGGCAGAAUCUGAUCACCAGGAUUCAAUGUACAGCACCGGAGGAGGAGUGACACAGAGUAACCAAGUUGACGACCAAGACGACGACGUUGAAGAGCCCAUUGACAACCCUAACAUACGCUUCGAAGAUAGCACCGCCAUUCCUCCAAAUCAACUCUACCUUCCCAGCUCCGAAUACCCUCCGCCGCCCGCCGCAAACGGUGCCUCUGAUCAGCUUACUCUGUCCUUCCAGGGCGAAGUUUAUGUCUUCGACGCUGUUUCGCCCGAUAAGGUGCAGGCGGUGCUGCUACUUUUGGGUGGAUAUGAAAUCCCUUCUGGCAUUCCUUCCAUGGGGCCGGUUCCUCUUAACCAGCAAGGUAUGAAUGACUUACCUGCAAAGCCAAUUCAACCGCAGAGAGCUGCAUCUUUAAGUCGGUUUCGCGAGAAGAGAAAAGAACGUUGUUUUGAUAAGAAAAUCCGUUACACCGUCCGGAAAGAAGUUGCACUGAGAAUGCAGCGUAAAAAGGGUCAAUUUACAUCGUCCAAGGCUAGUUCUGAUGAUGGAGGCCCUGCUUCAUCAACACAGGCCUCUGGUCAAGAUGAAAGCAUGCGGGAAACUUCGUGCACACACUGUGGGAUAAGCUCAAAGUCAACUCCAAUGAUGCGUCGUGGCCCAGCAGGUCCAAGGACUCUAUGUAAUGCAUGUGGGCUGAAAUGGGCCAACAAGGGAUCUCUAACAGGUGUUCCUAAGGUUUUAAAUGUAGGUAUCCACGAUCCUUCUUUAAAAGGAAUUGAACAGAGUAACGGCGAAGUUCAAGACUCUGAUGUUGUAGCCAUGGGUGCCAACGUUGACCCUUCCUCAGCUAAUGGCGAUAAUCCAGCCAUGACCGUAGACAGGAAAUUGUGAAGUCCCUUGCAGCCUGGUUGUUUUCUGUUUGCUGUAUUAUUACAGAGGAUGUAGAUGGAAGAAGUAUGUCAUCGAGAGUACAUACAGAUUAGGGACUUAGAGCUAUGAAUAAGUUGGUUUGAAAACUCUUUAUUUUGUGUAAUCUUAAGUAUUGGGACCAUUUAGAAGCUAGCAUUUGCAGUAGCAGCGGUAAUACCCUUGCCGGUUCUUCCUUGUCUACAAUAUAAUCCAUAAAGUUAACUACUAGUGAUCAAUGCAAUCUUUUCCUUUGGUUCGUCAAA
Pyrus x bretschneideri (Chinese white pear) is the source of this 1345-nucleotide messenger RNA. RefSeq names its product GATA transcription factor 18. Lineage: Eukaryota; Viridiplantae; Streptophyta; Magnoliopsida; Rosales; Rosaceae. The record is from RefSeq and is a predicted model, not a curated record. Gene Ontology annotation, biological process: regulation of DNA-templated transcription. Gene Ontology annotation, molecular function: zinc ion binding; protein binding; sequence-specific DNA binding.